Messenger RNA from Torulaspora globosa, 885 nucleotides. RefSeq names its product mitochondrial 54S ribosomal protein uL24m MRPL40 (gene MRPL40). Bases 1 to 885 code for a protein of 294 amino acids. The record is from RefSeq and is a predicted model, not a curated record. NCBI's taxonomy places the organism in Eukaryota, Fungi, Ascomycota, Saccharomycetes, Saccharomycetales, Saccharomycetaceae. The transcript has a single exon.
AUGUCUGGUGGUUACUCGCACCUGUCUAAAGUGGGGGCUCGUGUGGCAGCGCGAAUGAAUAACGUUCCGAAGCAUAUGCAGGCUCAGAUGGAUAAGAGGAUGAAUCAAUCCAUACCGGCGUUUAUGAGAUCAGCACUGCCCAGCGUGAAGGAGGAGGAGAAGUUCCAGAGUGUCAAGGAUUGGAAGUUCUUGCCCGGCGACCGGGUUGUGGUAACGAGGGGAGAGAAGAGGGGCCACAUAUGCGUGGUUAAACAGCACGAUAGCACCACUAAUGGGUUUAUCCUGGACGAGAACGGGCCCUCGAUGAGCGUUCCAGUGCCCAAGCAGUACUGGCUAGAGGGCCAGAGAACGCAUAUGCUGACGGUUCCGAAGGCAAUGAGGCAGCAGGAUCUGCGGUUGGUCGCAGAUAUCGAUGAUCCGGCGAAUCCUGGGCAAACGAAGACGGUGGCCGUCAGAGACGUGGAGUUCAAGGGAACGUACUACGAUGAGAAUUACAAGAAAGUGAUGCCCUACAGAUCCGUGGUAGGGGAAAGCGAGCUGAUCAUCCCGUGGCCAAAGCCUGAAGCGAUGGAAGAUGGCGAGCUUGGCACAGACCCUGUGUUCGCCAGAGAACAGACUUUCUGGGUCGAUUCGAUUGUGAAGAAUCCUAUCCCGAAGAGUGCGCUGCUGACAGUCCGUAAUCCACACUCCAAGUUUAGGAGAGGCGUUCUCACGGCUCGCGAUGUCGCGAAGCUUGUCGCACCAAAGAUGCCUCUGUCUGACACCAAGAAGGCGUUCUUGGAGGAGAAGAAGGAACUGGCACGGAUGCCAAGACCUAAGCUGACGGAGGAUGAUAAGAACGCUAUUGGGCAAAAAAUCUACGAUCACCUGAAAGAUAGUCUGUAA